Messenger RNA from Ostreococcus tauri, 2478 nucleotides. RefSeq names its product Proteasome/cyclosome repeat. Gene Ontology annotation, molecular function: enzyme regulator activity. The coding region runs from base 1 to 2478 and encodes 825 amino acids. Lineage: Eukaryota; Viridiplantae; Chlorophyta; Mamiellophyceae; Mamiellales; Bathycoccaceae. The transcript has a single exon. The record is from RefSeq and is a predicted model, not a curated record. Gene Ontology annotation, cellular component: proteasome regulatory particle, base subcomplex; proteasome storage granule; proteasome complex. Gene Ontology annotation, biological process: proteasome-mediated ubiquitin-dependent protein catabolic process; regulation of protein catabolic process.
AUGACAUCGGUGCCAAAACCGCUGAAGUUUUUGAGACCGCACCUGCAAACCUUGAAGGACGUGUACGAAAAGAUGAAGGACAAAGAAAACAAGUUUUUGCUGGCGGAUAUCGUUUCACUGUUGGCCAUGACCAACGCAAACGUGUCGGGAGAGGUGCCGGAGUCGCUCAAGUACAGAUUACUAGGAUCGAAGGAGGAUAUUGGCAACUGGGGACACGAGUACGUACGCAAUCUCGCCGCAGAGAUCGGCACCGAGUAUCACCGCCGCAUGGAACAGGACGGAGAAGGGGCUUCGAUGAAUGAUCUGAUGGAUUUGGUUUACGAGAUUGUUCCAUUCCACAUGCAACACAACGCCGAACCGGAAGCGGUUGAUUUACUGCUCGAAGUGGAGAGGUUGGACGUUUUGCUUAAUCACGUCAACGACACAAACUACGCAAGAACGUGCCUGUACCUGUUCAGCUGCGCAAACUAUUUGCCCGAACCGGAGGACGCGACUGUGCUUAAAAUGGCACAUUCCAUUUUCAUUAAGGUUGGGAAAAUGCCCGAUGCCAUGCGAGUGGCUCUCAAAUUGUGUGAGCAGACCAUCAUUGAAGAGACCUUCAAUGCCUGCACGGACUUAGGCAUCAAGAAGCAACUGUGUUACAUGUUGGCUCGCCAUGGACAUCCACUGAAGCUUGAUGAAGGCCCGUGUGAAGUUCCGGAAGAAAAUUUGGACACAUUGCAGAACAUUAUGAGCAACUCGGACUUGACAAAGAACUACUUGACGCUGGCGCGUGACUUGGAUGUCAUGGAGCCCAAGCUCCCCGAAGACAUCUACAAAUCGCAUCUGAUGGAUGUCCGCGCCCCGUCUGGAGCUGCCGUUGAUAGUGCUCGCGCUAAUCUUGCGUCAACAUUUGUGAAUGCGUUCGUGAAUGCCGGUUUCGGUCAGGACAAGCUUUUGACAUCAUCGGAACCUGCGGAUGGCAGCAGUUCGAACGUAAGCUGGAUUUUCAAGAAUAAGGAUCACGGCAAGACGUCAGCGGCGGCAAGCCUUGGUUCUAUCUUACUUUGGGAUGUCGAUGGAGGUCUGCCGCAAGUCGAUGCGUACCUUUACAGCGAAGACCCGUACAUCGUGGCAGGCGGUUUACUUGCUGUGGGUCUCAUCAACACGAACGUUCGAAAUGAAUGUGAUCCCGCUUACGGCUUGCUCUAUGAAAGUGUCACGAAGGAAAACGCAUCAGUUAGGAUUGGUGCUAUCAUGGGUCUCGGUUUAGCGUACGCUGGUACUCAGAAAGAGGAAGUUUCGGAGCUGCUGACAGAGGUGAUUCAUGAUGACACUGCCCCACUCGAAGUGGUCGCCUUUGCGGCGCUCUCCCUGGGUCUCGUUUUUUGUGGCACUUGCCAUGAGGACUGUGUCUCCACCAUCGUACAGACAUUGAUGCUGAGACCUGAAAAGGAUCACGAGAACACUUUCAUGCACUUUUUGUGCCUGGGCUUGGGUUUGCUUUUCUUACAGCGCCAAGCUGAAGUAGAAGCGACUUUGGAAGUGGCGAAAACUCUCCCGCCGCGUAUCAGCGAGUACUUGCAAACGGUUUUAGAUGUGUGCGCUUACGCUGGUAGUGGUAACGUCUUGAAGGUGCAGUCUUUGUUAGCGAAGUGCGGUGAACAUCCCGAAUUCGAAGAGGACGAUGAGUGGAUUGCGGAUCCUCAAAGCGUUGCAGUUUUGGGCGUCGCUCUCGUCGCCAUGGGAGAAGAGCUUGGAUCGGAUAUGGCGGUGCGUGCGUAUGAUCACCUCAUUCAGUACGGCGAUGCGGCCGUUAAAAAGGCCGUCCCGCUCGCAUUUGCGUUACUUCAUGCAUCCAAUCCGAAGCUUGACAUCACCGACUUGCUUGGCAGGCUCAGUCACGAUAGCAAUGAGGAAGUUGCGCAAGCAGCGUGCCUUGCGUUGGGUGUCGUCGGUGCGGGAACGAACAACGCCCGCUUGGCCUCACAAUUGAGACAGCUGAGUAGUUACUAUUACAAGGAGCCCUCUUGUCUGUUUCUCGUGCGCGUUGCUCAAGGUCUUGUGCAUAUGGGCAAGGGUCUGUUGACGCUUUCCACGUCUCAUUCAGACAAGGCGCUUCAUUCAAACGUUGCGCUCGCCGGAUUGAUCAUCACCGCGUUCGCAGGACUUGACAUGAAGCACACGAUUUUGGGCAAACAUCAUUACAUGCUUUACUACCUGUUUGUCGCUGCUCAACCGCGCAUGUUGAUGACGGUCGAUGAACAAGGCGACCCGCUCCAGGUGUCUGUGCGAGUUGGUCAAGCUGUCGAUGUUGUUGGACAAGCCGGUCGACCAAAGACGAUCACUGGUUUCCAGACUCAUAAUACCCCAGUUCUUCUCGCAGUUGGUGAUCGUGCGGAGCUGGCGAGUGAGAAGUAUAUCCCACUCACACCUGUUUUGGAAGGAGUCGUCAUCCUGAAGAAGAACCCGGGGUGGGUCGAAGACAUGGAGAAGUAG